Pseudonaja textilis is the source of this 2292-nucleotide messenger RNA. It is a transcript of the gene RNF180, whose product is annotated as ring finger protein 180. NCBI's taxonomy places the organism in Eukaryota, Metazoa, Chordata, Lepidosauria, Squamata, Elapidae. Gene Ontology annotation, biological process: norepinephrine metabolic process; protein polyubiquitination; positive regulation of proteasomal ubiquitin-dependent protein catabolic process. Gene Ontology annotation, molecular function: ubiquitin protein ligase activity; ubiquitin conjugating enzyme binding. The record is from RefSeq and is a predicted model, not a curated record. Gene Ontology annotation, cellular component: endoplasmic reticulum membrane.
UCGCUUUUGCCUGGAACUGAGCGCUUUUCGUGUCGUUUGUCUCCAGUCUCUUCCCGUUUCCCGCUGCUGCUGCUGCUGCCGCCGCUGCUGCCAACACUGUACCCCUCUCCGGACCCGGCGGACUGGCACGGCUGAGACGGCCUUCCUCGUUUUUCCUCACCGACCGCGGCCCGCCCACUUGCCAGCGCAUCCUCGGAGCGUCUCCGGCAUGGACCGCGCGCGGCGGCAGCGGGAGGCCGAAACAGCGACCUUGAGUGUUCAUUACCUCCCUGGAUAUAUCUAAUGUAUGGCACAUGAAUAUAUAACCUUUUCCAGAUUGAGUGACUUGUAUAAUAGAAAAGGCAAACGGACAACUGGAAAAUUGAACUUCCCAUUCUGUGAGGCUUGCCUUGGAGAAUAUAAUUUUAUCAGUAAUACAGCAUGUUUAUGUGGACAGUUCACAGAUACACAUCUUUGUAAAAGACAAACUGGCUGCCAGAUAGCAACUAGGUUACCAAAAUCAGAACUAAAGCACUUGUCACUUUGUAAAUGCCAUUAUGAUUCUAGUAAAGAAAUACACAAGAGUGCUACAAGUGGAAUUCUGAGAGCUGAAAAUCAAAGAGUUCUAUAUCUGGCUAAAAGUAAUGACAGGACUGGAAGAUUAAUGGAGGCACUUUGCCUAGAGUUGAAAUCAGCUAACUUUGAGAUGAAUAAUAAAAAACUAUGCUUCAGAGUGUCUAAUCUAAAAGCAAGUAUUUCAGCUUCACUAGCUCAGAAUGAUGGAUACGCUGUAAAAGCUUUUCAUAGAAUACCACAGAGUUUGAGAAAGAGGCUUGUCUCACUACCUACUUUAUAUGGAAUAUCCACAAUUGAGAGGCCUGUUUUUUCUAGGCAACAUGAGACACAGCAUUUUAAUUCAAAAGAUUGCUUACUACUGAAAUCCAACAAAGUACAUGAUUAUUUUCAGUUCCAACUUGAAUCAGAUACUUCCGAGCUUUCAAAGAAUUUUUUAGUUACUUCUUACGGGAUAUUAGCACAAGAAGAAACUGGGUUUAAUCCUGUUUGGAAAGCUUCAAAAAGUUAUUUUGAGAGUGCUGUUACUGAUCAACAGCUGUUCUUACCUUCAUCAGAGAAUAUUGCAAAAGAAAAUACUCUCCAGCUGCAUAUCAUACCUUUUUAUCUUCUUCAGCCCUUCACAACUAUUGAGCAAGAGUUGUACAAGAAAAAAAGAAACCAGUUGAACAAUUUGGGGAGAAAACAUAGGUGGCAAGACCAGACAAUGAAUACAAAAGAAGAAUAUGAACACAAAAAAGAUAAGGAAAGCUACCUCUGUGCAGUUUGCUUGGAUAUCUACUUCAAUCCUUACAUGUGCUACCCAUGCCAUCAUAUUUUCUGUGAACCUUGCCUACGUAUGCUUGCCAAGGAUAAUCCAACUAGCACACCAUGUCCUCUCUGCCGUACUGCAAUUACCCACGUUUUUUUUCAAUCAGAACUGAACAAUUCCACAGAAACUUUUUUCCCAAUGGAAUAUUCAAAAUUAAAGGAAAAUUUUCAAAAAUCAAAUUUAGCAAAUUGGCCUCUCCCUAGUUGCAAGAAAGUAUUCAGAGUUAUUGAUGCAGGUUUUCAGAGUACAGACUCCUUUACACGAAGGCAUUUUCCACACGCUGCUCACAGAAUGGAUUAUAUGGACUUUGAGGACGAUAGCUGGGGUUGGCGAUUUGACAUGGACAUGGUGAUAAUCUACAUUUAUGCCAUCAACUGGGUCUUGGGAUUUAUCGUGUUUUGUUUCCUUUGCUAUUUUUUCUUUCCUUUUUAAGGAUUUCUGUUCCCUAUUUUGUAUCUGACUGGUGACACAAAGAAAUAGACAAAUCUGAAUUAAACAAUGCAAUCUCAUGUCACCUAUAUAACACUGAUAAAGCUGCACAACAAGAAUUUACUCUGUUUUGGUUUACUAAUUUUUAUUAUAUUUUGAAGUGAAAAAACAUUUGCAUAUUUAAAAUAUUGUAUUGCUUUUUCUAAUACCUAUUAAGAUGACUUGGUGCUUUAAGUCUAUAAUUGCAAUCUGAACAUAAAUUUGGGCAGCUUCAUGAGAGUAUUCAUAAAGCAGUGAGACUUCACUAAUUAACUUCAACUACUGUAUAAAAUACAUACACAAACUAUCACCUCACACUUAAUAGUUUCCAUAGAGAUAGUUCACAUAUUAAAUGCUUACGUUCAGUUAAAAUAUUUUUUCUCAUCAACUUUGUCAUUCAGUAUGAUGUUUUUCUUUAUAUCCAGUGCUUAUUGUUGUCAUGUUGAGUCUUAGCUUUCCAC